Messenger RNA from Hermetia illucens (black soldier fly), 3681 nucleotides. RefSeq lists its product as uncharacterized. NCBI's taxonomy places the organism in Eukaryota, Metazoa, Arthropoda, Insecta, Diptera, Stratiomyidae. The record is from RefSeq and is a predicted model, not a curated record. The transcript has a single exon. Bases 52 to 3681 code for a protein of 1209 amino acids.
GGUACUAUUAAGGAAUGCAGCAAAAAUUUAAGAAAACUUAACUCUGCUCUAAUGAACGCGAAAACGAUUGGCGCUAGAAGGAAAGUCGCCCAUGCAAUAUGUGUUUUAAGUGGUUUGCGAACACAAAUGAAACUACGUCGACCUGUGUGGUUUGACCAUUCUUCUUCGAAUCUAUGUCCAGUUAGGCGUACAGUAAAAUGGGAAGAUGUGCAGUCAGCUUUUAAAAGUCGAAUACGGACUGGAGUGAUCACUAAUCUUGAAAACAAGGACCCAGCUAACUUUUUACAUGCUUGUGCAAGUUUAUUUCGUCGUCGUAUAACAAGAAUUCUUAAAAGUGAAAUAGCGUUAAAAGUAAACGCAGAAUUGUGUGGUGAAUUUAAAAUUGUUAAAGGUGAAGAUGAACAUUAUGAGUUCAAGUGUAUGAACACAAGGAAUAUGCCAAUCUAUCAAGAUACUGAUAUUAAUAUUUGGUUUAAGCGAAAUAUUCAGGAUAAGAUUUUACAAAAAUUGGAAGAAUUCGAGGAGAAAGAUAGUGGUUGGACACUAUCAGCCAUUAUAAACCUAAGCAUUAAUAUUAACAAAUUCGCACCAAUGCAAGGCUCAUCUUAUAUUCAACUCCCUAAAGAAAUAAGUGACAAGAAAGCUUGUAUUAAUGUAAAAAAUGAUGAUAAUGCUUGCUUUGCUUGGGCAGUUGUAUCAGCUUUACAUUCAGUACGUCGCUUGGAACAUCCAGAUCGACCAGCCUCAUAUCCACAUUAUUCCCAUGUGCUGAACUUAAAAGAUAUACGAUUUCCAAUAACAGUGAAGCAAAUUCCCCGUUUCGAGAAGCAGAAUAAUCUCUCUAUUAAUGUUUAUAUUCUGCAGAAAACAGGCGAUGGAAAAAAAGUAAAUUAUAUUGUUUUACCAACUUACUUAACAAAAGCUAAAAAGAUCCAGCAUGUAAAUCUUCUGAUGGUACAAAGUGAAUACUAUAAUGACGAAGAUGUAAAUGAUAGCGAUAUUAAUAGAGUUGAAUGUUUGCAUUAUCACUUUGUUUGGAUUAAAAACCUAUCACGGCUUUUAUCUUCACAAGUAUCUCAACAUAAAAGCAAAAUUUUAUUUUGUGAGCGAUGUCUUCAUUAUUUUUAUAGCCCAACACGUUUAGAAAAACAUAUUCAGGAUUGUAAUAAACUUAACAAUUGUAAAAUUCGGUUACCAUCCGAAGAUUCAAUGUUUCUGAAAUUUAAGAAUUUUAGUAAUAAAGUAGAAAUUCCUUUUGUAAUUUAUGCAGAUUUAGAGUGUCUACUGAUACCAAUUAAUGAUAAAAACAAGUAUCAAGAACAUAUUCCCAGUAAUGUAGGUUAUUAUGUUAAGUGUUCGUAUGAUCAAAAUUUAUCUUUCUACAAGAGUUAUCGUGGGAAGGAUUGCAUAAAGUGGUUUAUUAAUGAAUUGAAACAAAUUGCUGAAUAUCUACAGUCGAUUUUCCUUUCCCCUGUUCCAUUGACUGAGUUAACUAUAGAAGAAACCAGUAAUUUUAAAAAUGCUUGCAAAUGUCACAUAUGCGAAAAAUUGUUUUCCAUGAACGAUAUUAAAGUGCAAGAUCACUGUCAUCUUACAGGUAAAUACCGAGGUGCAGCCCAUAAUGCAUGCAACAUUAAUUUUAAAGAUUCACAUACAAUUCCAGUUAUUUUUCACAAUCUUAGCGGCUACGAUUCCCAUUUCAUCAUUGAGAAUUUAGCUUCUGGGUUAAGAGGUCGCAUUGAUCUACUGCCUAUAAAUAAAGAGCGAUAUAUUUCAUUCACGAAAUAUUUAGAAGGAUACUUAAUUAAGUUCCGUUUUAUUGAUUCUUUCAGAUUCAUGGCAAAUAGUCUGGAUACAUUAGCAUCCUACCUAACCAUGUUUCCUAUUUUAAAGUCUCAAUUCACAGAUCUUACAGAAGAUAAAUUUAAUCUCAUAACUCGCAAACUUUUGUACCCAUAUGACUAUUUUAACUCUUUCGAUAAAUUCACAGAAACAGCAAUCCCUGAUUUUCCCCAGUUUUAUAACAAAUUAAAUGACGAAAGUGUAAGUCACAAAGAUUACGUGCACACCUCUAGAAUUUGGGAGGAAUUUUCAAUAAAAAAUCUUGGCGAAUACUCUGAUUUGUAUCUAAAAAUUGAUGUUCUUCUUCUGGCGGAUGUUUUUGAAGAAUUUCGAUCAAAUUGUCAUAAUACAUACGGUCUUGACCCAGCUCACUACUUCACACUUCCUGGUUAUACGUGGGAUGCAAUGCUCAAAUGCACUGAUGUUACUUUAGAAUUAUUGAUUGAUGUAGAUAUGUUAAUGUUUUUUGAACGCGGCAUUAGAGGAGGACUUAGUCAAUGUUCAAAACGUUAUUCGAAGGCAAACAAUAAAUAUAUGUGCAAUUACGAUUCAACUAAGCCGUCUAAAUUCUUGAUUUAUAAUGAUAUUAAUAAUCAAUAUGGGUGGGCAAUGUGCCAAUUUCUACCACAAAAUAGUUUUGAGUGGCUGGAAAAUACGGCAGAUUUUAAAGUAGAAGAUGUGUCUGAUGAGUCACCUAUUGGUUAUAUCCUUGAAGUAGAUCUGGAAUAUCCGAAAGAAUUACAUAAUCUACACAAUCAACUCCCCUUCUGUUCAGAACGCAGUGUACCGCCUGGAUCAAAAGAAGAAAAAUUGUUGGCUACUUUAAAAGAUAAAGUUAAAUAUAUCAUCCAUUACCGAAACUUGAAGCAAGCAAUGGAGCAUGGUCUAAAUCUUACUAAAAUUCACAGAGUUCUCAGUUUUAGGCAGUCUCCUUGGCUCAAACCGUACAUUGAACUCAACACACGACUUCGAACUUUAUCAAAAAAUGACUUUGAAAAACAUUUGUUUAAGUUGAUGAACAAUGCUGUGUUUGGCAAAACAAUGGAAAACGUUCGUAAACAUAGCAUUGUGAAACUAGUAACACAAUGGUCAGGUCGGUAUGGAGCAGAAUCGCUAAUUGCAAAGCCAGAAUUUAAAGCGUCAACUGUUUUUAAUGAGAAUCUUGUAGCCAUUGAACUUAAUAAAUCUGAAAUUUACUUCAAUAAACCGAUAUAUGUAGGUAUGUGUAUUUUGGAUUUGGCAAAAACCACUAUAUAUGAUUUCCACUAUAAUUAUAUGAUUCCUGAAUUUGGUUUCAACUGUUCAUUGUGUUAUACGGAUACAGAUUCCCUUAUAUAUGAAAUAGAAUGUUACGAUUUCUACGAAGUAAUUAAACGUGAUUGUCGCAAUCGCUUUGAUACUAGUGAUUAUCCUUCUAAUAACAUUUUUGGAAUACCCCUCGUAAACAAAAAAGUAUUAGGCCUUAUGAAAGAUGAGAAUAAUGGGAAAAUUAUGACCGAGUUCGUUGGUUUACGCUCAAAAAUGUAUGCAAUUCGCGUGGCGGGUGAAGAUAAAAUGAAAAAAUCUAAAGGUGUUAAAAGUCAAAUUGUAAAAAAUAGAUUAUCAUUCGAUGAUUUUGUAGACUGUUUAAAAAAUAACACUCGAAAAGAAGUAAAGCAAAAUCUCAUACAAUCUCAGAAACAUAAGGUGAGUUCAGUAAGACAACUCAAAAUUGCCCUGAGCGCUAAUGAUGAUAAGAGGUACAUAAUAAAAGAUACUUUCGAAACUCUUGCAUGGGGUCAUCAUAGUAUUAUGGAUGUAGAUAUAAGUGAUAACGUAGCAAAUAAGGAAAUAUUGUAA